Messenger RNA from Brassica oleracea var. oleracea, 538 nucleotides. RefSeq names its product NADH dehydrogenase [ubiquinone] 1 beta subcomplex subunit 10-B-like. The record is from RefSeq and is a predicted model, not a curated record. NCBI's taxonomy places the organism in Eukaryota, Viridiplantae, Streptophyta, Magnoliopsida, Brassicales, Brassicaceae. The transcript has 2 exons. The coding region runs from base 40 to 360 and encodes 106 amino acids.
ACUAAAAAUCAAUCGACGAAAGAGAAGAGAGAAGCAGCAAUGGGGAGAAAGAAGGGAUUGCCGGAGUUCGAAGAGACGGCGCCGGAUGGAUUUGAUCCGGAGAAUCCGUACAAGGAUCCGGUGGCGAUGGUGGAGAUGAGAGAGCACAUCGUUAGGGAGAAGUGGAUCCAAAUAGAGAAGGCUAAGAUCUUGAGGGAGAAGGUGAAAUGGUGUUACCGCGUGGAAGGCGUCAACCACUACCAGAAAUGCCGUCUUCUCGUACAGCAGUAUCUCGACUCCACUCGCGGCGUCGGCUGGGGAAAAGACCACCGUCCUAUCUCCCUCCACGGUCCCAAGCCUGUGGCUGUUGAUGCUGAAUAAUAACGCUUUGCGUCUGAUCAAUUUGAGGCGAGGAACUAGUUCAGGGUUAUGCUUCAUGUUUCUACAACAAGCAUUGGUUUUUUUAUUACAUAUGUUCAAUAAACUUAAAGAAUAUUGUAAGAAAGAUUUGGGCUCUAGAUUGGUUUGAAAUGAUAAUGGUGUGAUGCUUUAUGGUUUA